AUGUGGGUCCUUUUGGGUAACACGCUCUUUACUGACAAGAGCAGUACCCGUGCUCACCCUUCUAUUCUUAGUGAGUUGUGUAUGGAGGAUAACCUGGAGAGGUUGACAAGAUACUCUUGGGGUUCAGCCAAACUAGCGUACUUGUAUCGUCAGCUCGGGCAUGCCACCCGAAAUGGAUGUGAUUCUAUCGCGGGUUGUUUGGCUCUUCUACAGGCUUGGAUAUACGAGUACUUUCCAUGUUUUUUGCCUCACCAAGGUAUUUUGACACGAGACUUCCCUCAUGCUCAUGCAGGGUUAUGGGAUGUUGGUAUGACGCGGAAGCAUCAACAGCAUCUCGUGUCCUUUCGUACUCGACUUGACCAGCUGGGUGACCAUGAGGUAUGCUGGUUGCCGUACGGAGCUUUUCCUGCACAACAGGUGCCUAGGACUAUGUUUACGGGAUGUAUUCGCUAUCGGGGCAUCAUAGAUCCAUAUAUGCUCGAUCGAGUUGUUCGACAAUUGGGGUUUAUACAAGAGAUUCCCGGUGACAUGAUUAGGCCUGAUGAUGCUCAAAGACCACUUAGUGUGAAGUCUUAUAGGGUCAGUUUUUUAGCUCAGAUGACCACUCUCAUGUGGGAUAGAUUUGUCCACGAUGCUGCUCUACUUGGUGGAUAUACUAGAAUUCCACGUGGCGGACAUACUUGUGCACCUAACUACCCAACAUGGUUUAGGAGAGUUAGCCAUCCUAUCACCACUCCUAAUGUUGAGGAUGAUCAUGGUCUUCCUCAGAGGACCAACGUUGAUUACUGGGUAGGGCGAUUCAUGGUUACGGCACAACGAUCACUUAGUGAGUACCCUACGCUAUCUAGGGAUACCAGAGCAAUGUUGGGGCAGGUGAUUGCUGUUUGGGAUGCAAUAAAUGGACUUAGAGAUUAA
Chenopodium quinoa (quinoa) is the source of this 915-nucleotide messenger RNA. Its product is annotated as protein MAINTENANCE OF MERISTEMS-like. Gene Ontology annotation, biological process: meristem maintenance; meristem development. The record is from RefSeq and is a predicted model, not a curated record. The transcript has 3 exons. NCBI's taxonomy places the organism in Eukaryota, Viridiplantae, Streptophyta, Magnoliopsida, Caryophyllales, Amaranthaceae. The coding region runs from base 1 to 915 and encodes 304 amino acids.